Molecule: messenger RNA, 1227 nt
Organism: Artibeus jamaicensis (Jamaican fruit-eating bat)
Lineage: Eukaryota; Metazoa; Chordata; Mammalia; Chiroptera; Phyllostomidae
Gene: CD79A
Product: CD79a molecule
Exons: 5
Coding region: 224-910 (228 amino acids)
Biological process (GO): B cell receptor signaling pathway; B cell differentiation
Cellular component (GO): external side of plasma membrane; membrane; B cell receptor complex
Molecular function (GO): transmembrane signaling receptor activity
Source: RefSeq, a predicted model, not a curated record
GGGAAUUGUGGCCACCACAGGUGCAGGGAGCAGUUCCUCUCUGCUCCCAGCCUGAAGCACUGCUGGCAGGAGCUGCCCCGAGAAGGGCCCAGCAGUGGGGCCGGUGGAGCCCAUCUCCGGCAGGGCUCGGCAGGAAGUAGGGUGGAGUCUGGGGCCCACCGAGGUGGGAGCUGGUACCCCAGGACUGCUGCACACCCAGACGAGCCGACCCACUGGUAGGAAGAUGCCUGGGGGUCCUGGAGUCCUGCAACCCCCGCCUGGGACAGUCUUCCUCCUCCUGAUCUGUGCUGCUGGCCUGGGCCCAGGGGGCCAGGCCCUGUGGGCGGAUUCGGGCCCACCCUCAAUGAUGGUGAGUGUGGGGGACGAGGCCCGCCUCCACUGCCUGCACGACAGCGGCCCCCAGGACGUCAAGGUCAAGUGGUUUCGGGUCCACCAAGGCCACAAUCCAAGGCCCCCUCAGCUCCUAGGUGAUGAUAGCCAGGACUCCACGGGCGACCUGGUCUUCUCACCAGCAAUGAAGAACCACUCAGGCCUGUACCAGUGCGAAGUCACAGACAACAAAAAUAUCACCAAGUGGCGUUCCUGCGGCACCUAUCUCCGUAUCCGCGAGCCGACCCCCAGACCCUUCCUGGACAUGGGGGAGGGCACUAAGAACAACAUCAUCACGGCCGAGGGGAUCAUCCUGCUGUUCUGCGCUGUGGUGCCCGGGACACUGCUGCUGUUCAGGAAACGAUGGCAGAAUAUGAAGUUCGGAGUGGAUGCCCAGGAUGACUAUGAAGAUGAAAAUCUUUACGAGGGCCUGAACCUUGAUGACUGCUCCAUGUAUGAGGACAUCUCCCGGGGCCUCCAGGGCACCUACCAGGACGUGGGCAGCCUCCACAUCGGAGACGUCCAGCUGGAGAAGCCGUGACUGUGGCCAGCUGGCCUGGCCGUCCCUAACUGCUGUGGCCCCAACUCCAGCGUCUCGCCCUUCCCUGGAACUUGCUCUUUCCACAGGCAUCUCUGGGAGGGCUCUGCAUGGCCCUCCCCCUUGGAAGGUCUGCUCUUCCUCCAGAUUGUCCUCCCCUCUAAUGCCUUUUCCAGGCUCCCACCCACUCACCCACCCAGCUGGUAAUGAGCCCUUAAUUGCUGCCUCUAGGGGAUUGAUUGUAGCGGCCUCUGUGUCACCUCCCCCCCUUCCCAGCUCUGGCACGGCCACUUAGUGUUAAUAAAUGCUUCCCAACGGCA